This is a messenger RNA of Trichosurus vulpecula (common brushtail), 474 nucleotides long. It is a transcript of the gene RPS15A, whose product is annotated as ribosomal protein S15a. Lineage: Eukaryota; Metazoa; Chordata; Mammalia; Diprotodontia; Phalangeridae. Gene Ontology annotation, cellular component: cytosolic small ribosomal subunit; ribosome. Gene Ontology annotation, biological process: translation. Gene Ontology annotation, molecular function: structural constituent of ribosome. The coding region runs from base 42 to 434 and encodes 130 amino acids. The transcript has 5 exons. The record is from RefSeq and is a predicted model, not a curated record.
CCCAUCCCGUCCUCUUUCCGCCAUCUUGCAGCGCUGCCACCAUGGUGCGCAUGAACGUCCUGGCAGAUGCUCUCAAAAGCAUCAACAACGCAGAAAAGCGAGGAAAACGCCAGGUUCUCAUCAGGCCGUGCUCCAAAGUAAUCGUCCGGUUCUUAACUGUGAUGAUGAAGCAUGGUUAUAUUGGCGAAUUUGAGAUCAUUGAUGAUCACAGAGCAGGGAAAAUUGUUGUGAACCUCACGGGCAGGUUAAACAAGUGUGGUGUAAUCAGCCCCAGAUUUGAUGUUCAAUUGAAAGAUCUGGAAAAGUGGCAGAAUAAUCUCCUACCAUCCCGUCAGUUUGGGUUUAUUGUGCUUACAACCUCAGCUGGCAUCAUGGACCAUGAGGAAGCAAGACGAAAACACACAGGAGGAAAAAUCCUGGGAUUCUUUUUCUAAGGGUGUAAAACAAACAUACCAAUAAAAUGCUCCAAUGGAC